Vitis vinifera (wine grape) is the source of this 660-nucleotide messenger RNA. RefSeq lists its product as uncharacterized. The record is from RefSeq and is a predicted model, not a curated record. Bases 1 to 660 code for a protein of 219 amino acids. The transcript is spliced from 2 exons. Lineage: Eukaryota; Viridiplantae; Streptophyta; Magnoliopsida; Vitales; Vitaceae.
AUGGGUAUUGUUGUUCUUUUGGUUUAUGUUGAUGAUAUUGUGAUCACUGGUUCCGAUUCUGCUUUACUUGGUCAGCUCAAAACUCAUCUCUCCGAGUCCUUUCAUAUGAAAGAUCUUGGGUCUCUCACAUAUUUUCUUGGUCUUGAGGUGCAUCAUAGUCCCUCUAGUAUUUCCCUCAAUCAACAUAAGUAUGCAAGUGACUUGGUGGCUACAGCUGGUCUACAAGGGGCUACUUCUGUUGAUACUCCCAUGGAAUUAAAUGUCAAGCUUUGUAAAGAGGAAGGCGACUUACUUGCUGAUCCCAGUUUAUACAGGAAGUUGGUGGGUAGUCUUGUUUAUCUCACCAUUACUAGACCGAACAUUUCUUUUGCUGUACAGCAAGUCAGCCAGUUCCUUCAGACUCCUCGUCAUCUUCAUUUGGCUGCUGUCCGUAGGAUCAUACGCUAUGUUCAAGGCACUUCUACUCGUGGCUUGUUCUUCCCUGCAGGCAAUUCUACUCACCUUGCUGCUUAUAGUGAUGCUGAUUGGGCUGGUUGUGCGGAUACCCGUCGUUCCAUCACUGGUUGGGUUCACUAUACUGCAUGGUGCAUCUUCGGUCAUCCCAUUUUCAUUUCGAGUUUAGGUGGCUCAGUUUCUGCUAUUCGCAAAACGGGUUCUUGA